This is a messenger RNA of Erythranthe guttata (spotted monkey flower), 1616 nucleotides long. Lineage: Eukaryota; Viridiplantae; Streptophyta; Magnoliopsida; Lamiales; Phrymaceae. The record is from RefSeq and is a predicted model, not a curated record.
GAUAGAGAUAUUUUGAUUUCUUUUUGGGUGUAUUUUUCUUAUUUUCUUGCUUUUGUUGUGCCAAAAUGAAUCAUUUGGCCGAAGUGUUGAGCUUCUUCUCUGGAAUGAUUCUAGGGUGGUGUACGUUUAAGUGUAUCAAAGACGAUUUCUUUGUGUUUCCAGAGAAUAACAAGGGUUUGAGAAUUAUAUUCUUCAAUUACUUUUUUUUUUUUCCAUAACCACCCCCAUUAUGUGUAAAUUGUCAUGUUCUUAACUCUUUAUUUAUUUAUUUAUUUAUUUAAUUUUUUUUUAAUUGUAGAAAAAAUCUUAGAAACAAGAGACGCUUCGCCUGCACAUUUUCUGACUAAGAUUGAAUCUUUCUCUUUAUUUUCUCAUUACGGGAUUGAUAAAUACGAAACAAGGGAAUUUGAAGCAGGAGACUACAAAUGGAGACUCAUAAUCUACCCUAAUGGGGACGAGUACGAGAAUAAGGAAUAUAUUUCUGUAUACUUGGCUGUGGCUGAAAGUAGUUCUUUGCCUGUGGAUUGGGAGAUUAACGCCAUCUUCACCAUCUUUAUUUAUAAUCAGAUUUUAAACAAAUAUCAAUUUUUACGAGGUAAUAUAUAUUUCUUGUUAUUUCCAAUUAUAAACAAUUGUUGAUGCUAGCUAACUCUUUUUCUUUAGUAAAUGAGCGGCGCUUUAAAGAAACGAAGUUGAAAUGGGGAUUUCCCAAAUUUAUGUCUAAAAAAGUGUUGGUUGAUCAAUCAAAUGGAUACCUUAUUGAUAACAACAUUGUGCUUGGAGCUGAAGUUCUUGUCAUUAAAAGACAACGAGUUAUUGAGAAUGUCACUCUCCUCAAACACGCAGAGAAUGAACAUAUACGUGAUUGGAAGAUUCAAGAAUUCUCUAAAUUGGAAAACGAAGUUUGGAUUUCUCAAGAAUUUACCAUAUCCAAUGUCAAUUGGUAGUUUUAUCUUCCCUUCUUUUCUAAUGUUUAUCUAUUAGAUCUUUGAACUAUUCUCAUGAAUUGGUCUUUUUCUUUUCCAUUGUGUUAUUAAUUAUCUAUGUAAACUUAGGAAAAUGAAGUUAUAUCCAAGUAUAGAUUCCAAUUCAAAGACUAGUGAAUUGUCAAUGAAGUUGGUUUGUGCGAGUGCCGAUACAUUUUAUACUCAUCAAAAAGUAAAGGCAAAGUUUUACAUGCGCUUAAAAGGCAAACCUGGCAUAGUUCGAAGCUCGGAAAAACGUAAGUUGUAUAUUCCAUUUAACAGAAGUUUUCUUUUUCCUCAAGUCAUUGUGUAUAUGAAUUACUAUUUCUUAAUUGAUGUUAUUGAUAACCCUGUUACCUUUUAUACUUUUAAAAAUACAUAUUUCUAGUUCAUAGAAUAAUUUUCUAUAUUAUUAAAUAUGUUCAGCUCAUAAAUUUGUUCGUAUUACAGUUUCUCAUUGGUUUACAUCUUCGGAUAAAACAUGUGGAGAACGAGCAUUCUUAAGUUUUGCUACGCUGCGUGAUCCCGAAAAAGGUUUUCUUGUUGAAGAUUGUUGCACCCUACAAGUAGAAAUUUAUGUGGAACUUGUUGUGUAAGCAAUGCGUACACUAUGAUUAGAGCCAUAAAUUCUUGUUCUUUACAUAUUUGUCA